Schistosoma turkestanicum is the source of this 614-nucleotide messenger RNA. NCBI's taxonomy places the organism in Eukaryota, Metazoa, Platyhelminthes, Trematoda, Strigeidida, Schistosomatidae. The record is from the annotation of a GenBank genome assembly.
GGCAUGAUAAAUGAAGGCGUUUCUGGCUCAUCGAUAGGUCAACUAUUUAAAGUCAGUCAAGGUCAGACUCAUGUGGAUGUGAUUAAAGUGAAAAACAAAUAGUCUCUUUUCAUUUCUCUUGUUGUUUGUCUAGUGCCAUGUCUGGUCAUAAUGUUAGUGGUUUAUUGGAUUACGAAAUGAAUCCUGUUACAGCGCAGUAUAUUUUAUUUACUUCGUUGCAAAAACUUGAUCAAGCUAAACGUUCUCGAGGAGGUAUUAGACUGCGUCAUAGUCUUAUGAUCACUGUAACCGCACUAAAAGCAAAACAACUUUUAUGGGGUCAAAAUCAAUCAAUUCACGAUAAUGAAUACAUGUCAAAACCCAAUCUACAUGACGAAGAAUAUGAGGCUGUUCACUUAUCAUGUCACGUGUAUGAUCAGCCAGUUUCAAAUCAAGAACUAAGUGAACUCUCCUAUCUCCACGACCCAAGUGAACCUUUCUUCCCUCCACCAAUAGAUGAAAUGAAUGAAAUCGAUAACACUCCAUCCAAACGAUUACGCCUAGAUUAUACAUUCUCUUCAUCACCUUCAUCAGUACCAUCAUACAAUGAGCCCUAUCUAGUCAGUAUUAAAUAA